Molecule: messenger RNA, 3221 nt
Organism: Daucus carota subsp. sativus
Lineage: Eukaryota; Viridiplantae; Streptophyta; Magnoliopsida; Apiales; Apiaceae
Product: protein CHUP1, chloroplastic
Exons: 7
Coding region: 624-2975 (783 amino acids)
Biological process (GO): chloroplast organization
Cellular component (GO): chloroplast outer membrane
Source: RefSeq, a predicted model, not a curated record
GCCUCGAAAAAGCAAACAAACAAAGCAGAAACAUUUGUCCACUUUUCAAGCACACUCCACUUUUUCACUUCAAAUUCUCCCAUCCAUCACUCUGUAGUCUGUAUCUCGAUAAUUGUGUCACUGUGUCUACUCUUUUGAACUUUCAAUUGCAAAAUACCCAGCUCAGCUUGAUUCAUUCUAAACUCAAAAAAGGUCAGUUCUUGUGCUACCCUUUUGAUUCUUUAAGUUAACCCAUGAUUUAGUUUAUCACCAUUUGUUGUAUUUAAGUCAAGAAACCAAUAGUAUCUUUGUGUUUCUUGAACAGGAAUGAAAUUGUAGCUGAUGGGCUAGAGUUUUUUAGGUCAUUUUAGUCUAUCGAACAUUGAUCUAUAUUUUUUUUGUCAAUUUGAAGGAGCCCAUAUAAAUCUUUACUGAGUUCUGGAGUGGUUAAGUUUGAACUUGAGGAUUUUUAGAAACCCUUGUAAUUUGUCAGUUUAAGACGGAUAUUUUUUUCUUGAUUCGAGGGUAUGAUUGGUUUAGUGAUUGGAUUGUAUUUGUGAUCCUGAUACUGAAUUUGUUAAUUUUAGGAUUUCGAUUAGCUCUAUUGGUAGUAGAAAGCUAGCUUCUUUUGUUUAUAAUCAUAAAUGGGAGAAGCAAAACUUUCUGAAAUUCGAGCAAAAGGCUCGAAAUUUUCUGAUCAAAAUCAGAUACCAAAGAGUAAUGCUGCAAAAGGGAGCAACAAUCCUGUAAAGCCCAGGUCUUCUUGGGGUUCUAACAUUGUAAAAGGGUUCUCGGGGGAUAAGAAAACUAAGAUACAGACAUUAGCUCAGAGCAAAAAAGUACCUCUUUCUGAUAAUUCGAAUCAGAAAAAUGCAUUGGUGUCUUCACAAGUGCGAGUAAAACGAUCUCUCAUUGGUGAUUUAUCUUGUUCAGUCACCCCCACACAAGUUCAUCCUCAGUUCAAUAAGACCAAUUCUUCGGGUUCUCGUGAUUUAUAUUUGGAGCUCGACCAUUUAAGAGGAUGGCUUCAGGAAUCAAAAGAAAGGGAGAUACAUUUGCAAGCUGAGUUAUUAGAUUGUAAGAGAAACCCCAAAAUUUUGGAUCUUGAAAAGGAACUAGAAUUAAAGAAAAUUGAAAAUGAUAAUCUACUGAGGAAAGUAGCUCAUUUAGAAUCACAGAAUACUUGCCUUUCGGAGCAAUUGGUGUCUGCAACCUCUGUGUUGGAGGAGAGGCAGGAGCAUAUAUUGGAAAGGGAAAAUGCGGAUGUUUUAAAGGUAGCACCAUCGAAUAGUCUUGAGGUGGAAGUUGUGGAGUUGAGGCGCAUAAACAUGGAGCUUCAACUUGAGAAGAGAAAUCUUGCUUGUAGACUCUCUUCCAUGGAAUCCAAGCUAGCUGCUCUUGCAGAAGUUUCCGAGACCGAUAUUAUUGAGAAGAUCAAAGCAGAGGCUUUUUCGUUAAGACACACAAAUGAGGAUUUGUCUAAACAAGUGGAAAAUUUACAAGUAAGCCGGUUGAAUGAGGUUGAGGAGCUUGUCUAUUUGAGAUGGGUGAAUUCAUGUCUGCGAAGUGAGUUGCGUGGUUUGUCAUCUGCAAAUUCUGAUCAGAUGUCAACUCCAAAUGCAGUUGAGAGAAACAGUGAGAUACUUAACCUGUCAUCUUGCCAAAGUGAUACAGACUAUGAAUGUAGUAGCAUGAAGAGGUUGAAUCUGGUUAAGAAGUUGAAGAGAUGGCCUAUUACUGAUGAAGAUUUGCAAAAUUUUGAAAACCCGGCUCAUCUGUUAGAACAUAAUUGGAGUGACAUACAAAGCCCCAGAAGAAGGCAUUCUAUAAGUGGAGCAAAAUACUAUGCAGAAGACUCAGCACAGAAUAAGAGAAGGCAAUCUGAUGGUUUUAUGUGUUUAAAGGAAGUGGAGAAGGAAGAAGACUCGUUAGCUCCUCAAACUUAUAAAAUGGGAGAUAUUCAGACAGAUCAAUUCUUUAUGAAUUGCCAAGAGAUAACUAAAGCCAGAGCUUCUUUUGAUGUUGAGAGACGGGUCCUCCGUGUCCCCAAUCCUCCUCCAAGGCCUUUAUGUUCUGUUUCAAAUGAUCCAAAAAAUGUCUCAUCUCAAUUACCUCCACCACCUCCCCCUCCUCCACCACCACCUCCCCCUCCAAAGUUUGCGGGAAAAAGUACUACCGGAAUGGUAAAGCGAGCUCCACAAGUUGUUGAGUUUUAUCAUUCCCUUAUGAAGAGGGACUCCAGAAAAGAAUCUUUGAAUGGAGGAGCCUGUGAUGGCGUGAAUGUUGCAAAUGUUCGUAGUAGCAUGAUUGGCGAAAUAGAGAAUAGAUCAUCACAUUUGAUUGCUAUAAAGGCAGAUGUCGAGACCCAGGGGGAAUUUGUCAAUUUUUUAAUAAAAGAGGUCAAUGAAGCAGUAUUUCAGGACAUUGAAGAUGUGGUGGCUUUCGUUAAAUGGCUGGAUGAUGAACUCGGCUUCCUUGUGGAUGAAAGGGCUGUCCUAAAGCACUUUGAUUGGCCAGAGAAGAAAGCCGACACAUUGAGAGAAGCAGCUUUUGGGUACAGAGAUCUCAAAAAACUGGAGCAUGAAGUUUCUAACUAUAACGAUGAUACUCGAGUUCCAUGUGAUCUUGCGCUAAAGAAAAUGGUUACCUUGUCUGAAAAGAUGGAACGGACUGUGUACAGUCUUCUACGAACGAGAGAUUCAUUGAUCCGUAAUUGUAAAGACUUCCAAAUCCCUACAGACUGGAUGGUUGACAAUGGAAUAUUAAGCAAGAUAAAAUUUGGAUCUGUGAAGCUUGCAAAGAAAUAUAUGAAGAGGGUGGCGACCGAACUCCAUACCAAAGGAACAUCAGAGAAAGAUUCCUCUAUGGACUACAUGCUUCUUCAGGGUGUGAGAUUUGCUUUCCGAAUUCAUCAGUUUGCUGGAGGAUUUGAUGCAGAAACAAUGCAUGCAUUUGAGGAGCUGCGGAAUCUUGCUCUUGUUCUGAACAAGAUGUAAUGCGGUAAACAGCCUAGAAUUUGGAUAAAGACUGCAGAUUUUAAGCAACAGGCAGCUACAGGCUACAGCUGUUUUUUUUGGUUAUCUAUAAAACUGUAGAGAGUAUCCCUUUGGACUUUGGUGUUGUAAAGAUUGGUGCAGUUCAACCUUUGUGAAUAAUAUAAAUCUUGUAGAGUGCUACAUCUUAAGCACUUGCUUUUGAUGAAGGGGAAUUUUCUUACUAUAUUCAUAGUUUACCUUUGUUUU